Molecule: messenger RNA, 1983 nt
Organism: Gaeumannomyces tritici R3-111a-1
Lineage: Eukaryota; Fungi; Ascomycota; Sordariomycetes; Magnaporthales; Magnaporthaceae
Exons: 4
Coding region: 1-1983 (660 amino acids)
Biological process (GO): regulation of transcription by RNA polymerase II
Cellular component (GO): nucleus
Molecular function (GO): DNA-binding transcription factor activity, RNA polymerase II-specific; sequence-specific DNA binding
Source: RefSeq, a predicted model, not a curated record
AUGAUGAAAGCAGGACACGCUCCGGAGUUGUCGGCCGCUUCCACGUCAGAGCCCUCCGACCUCAGUUGUGACGUCUGCCACAAGCGCUACAUUCGCCAGUGCGAUCUCAACAAGCACUACAAGACCCACAGUCGCCCCUUCAAGUGCCCUAUUCUGGGCUGCAAGUUCCAGGAACGAGGAUGGCCUACGGAAAAAGAACUUAUUCGCCAUCAGAACGACAAGCAUUCUGCGUCCCCUCAAGUCUUCCGUUGCACCUUCCAGCCUUGCGAUUACACCUCCAAGAGGGAAAGCAACUGCAAGCAGCACAUGGAGAAGAAUCACGGCUGGCAAUACGUCCGAAGCCGCCCACCACGUCAGAGCCUGUCCUCGGGCGCCAACACCUCCGGAUGUCUAGAGCCCCAAGAGCAAGGAGAUAGAUCACCGCACGGACAUGCCGGAGAGGACGGCGAGACCCAACAGUCAGACCCUCCGGUUUUCCCGUGGGCCUAUCAGCCUCAUCCACCGCCGCUGGAUCCGGAGCUCCUCGACCCCGGGCUUGCCGCCAACAAUCAAGAAACCAGCCAUGAUCUUCCCCUGGACGCACCUUCAGAUGCGCGGGAACCCCAAUAUGACCUGGAAACUUUUGAUUACACCGACAAGGAGUCAAAUAUCUUCCUCCCUUGGGACUCUCCGCCGACGAAGCUCAAGAAAAUGGAGACUGUUUUGGCACAGUUGCCUCCCAGUCUUUUCACGGCCACUACCGCUGCCUGGCCUGCCCCGCUGGACAAUGCAUCUGGUGAUGCUGAGAUUUUGUUGUCACCAGCCAUAAAAGUUGCUCACAGCCCAAUCCCGGAUUUCAUGCCGUUACCGCCACUUGAUGCCCCCUGUCCAGACAUUCAAGGUCAAAGGGAUUAUUCAGAUGAUCGACGAGCUGCUCUUGGGCAAACCAGCGCCGAGAACAAGGCAAAACCCGAACAUGGACACCGCCACAAACGCAGCGUCGAUUAUAUGUCAACCGUCGCAGGCCGUGCAACUGGCAGCCAUGAUGGCGCAUAUGGAAACGAUGAUGCGGAUGGAGACCUGGACAGCAAUCAAGACGACGACGCUGAAGGGGACGACGAUGAAGACGGUGACGACGAGCCACCUCCGAGGAAAAAGCCAAGAGCAUCCCUCGAGGACGGCUUCGAUGACGCGGCGAUGGAAUCGACUAGGCGUCACUUCAAACGGGCAGCUCAUCGGCUCACGGUCGAAGACCUGUACAUCUCGUCCUUCGAUGUCACUUAUGAGGCCGGAAUCCGGCACCCGGCCGCCGGCCUUUGUCGGAAGUGCUGGAGGGCUUAUACGGACCGCGCAGCGUUCAACCGGCAUAUCAACGAGCCCGGAUGCCCCCGAGUGUCGCGGAGGGAGGACGCCCAGGCAAGCAGCCAUCAGCCGCGCCUCGGGGAGCCGGUGGCAUGGCCUGCCGAGGGGGCCCCAGGCCCAAAGCGACAGGACUCUGGCAUGUCGGACAAGGAAAGCCUGGUCGGCGGCAUGACGUCGCAGUCGACCGAUGUGGACCGCGACGGCCUGAUCCCCGAGGUCAACAGGACCCUUAGCACCGCCUCGUCAGACACGGACCGGUCGGCCAUCCGGCACGUGCCGCACGCCGAGAGCCAGGACCUCCACGCGGUCAAGCCACAGGCAUCGAGGUCCGUGAACGAGCCCCCCGGCAUCGCGCACAGCCGCUCCAUCACCGACUCGGGCUUCGUGAGCGACGGACACGGCGGCGACGUCAGCGGCGUGGCAUCUGUGCCCCUCGGUGCCGGCGGCCACGUGGACGCGUCGUCCUCGGCCAGGAUGGGAGACGAGGCGGCGGCGAGCUCGUCGAGUCAGCUCGACGGCCACAGAUCCCAGUCUCAACUGUCGUUUGGGCAGGCGAGGGAGAGCAUACCGAGUGAAUUCUUUGUGGAUGCAAUAUCCGCAUACGAGGAGGGUUAUGAAGAAUCCAGGGGGCAAUGGCCAUGA